ACCUCACUGAUUAGUGAAACGCACCGCUGCGGUCUGGACCCGCUCGCCAUGCCGGUGCCCCAAGAUGUCUCGCUGACCGAGAAGGUGGAAGGUGUCGUCGGAGGCACCCCAGUGGAUGAGGAGCUAGAGCGGAUCCUAAAGGCACGGCUGGUGGAAUUGGCCGUGAUGCAGCAGAGGAAACUGAUGUUGUCCUUGGAGCAGAGUCGAAGAGAAAUCCUGGAGACCGUCUCCGAGUGCUUGGCCAAGGCGCGUGGUGAGGAGGAGGCGGAGGUCUCUGGUGCGCGGACAGAAAGAGGUGUUAGUUGGGCUGGAAUCAAUCACGCCAUAUCUGAGUGGGAUGUCCAGGAGCUCGACCCAAGGGACUCGGUCUACGACACGCAAGAUCUGGAGGACUUGGCGGCGGUUGGAAAGGUGGAUACCUCGAACUGCUACCAGUGGCUCCGCCUCAAGCUUGCAAAGAUCGAACACAGUUGCCUGGACGUGAUGGUCAGUCUCCUCAUUGCCCUGAACACCAUCGUCAUGAUGCUCUCACAUCAGCAGAUGGGUCAUGAAGCUGCAAAGACAGUUGGUGAGUAUGACUCCUCCAUGGCCAAUUUCGACAUCUCUCAGGACACCUUCACUCGCUGUGAACAGGUGUUUGCCGUGAUCUUCUUUUUGGAGCUUUCAGCUAGGCUUAUCAUCCAUGGAUGCAAGUAUUUGAAGAGCGUGCUGAACUUCUUCGAUGCUCUCCUCGUGGUCAUCAGCCUGGUGGAUAUGCUGAUCCUUCAACCGCUCCUGGAUUCAGGUGGCGUGAACCUGGUGAUCCUUCGUUUCCUUCGGAUCAUCAAGCUGGCGCGCACGCUGCGGGCGCUACGCAGCAUGCGCUUGUUCACGGGCUUAAGAGUGCUGGUGGCAGCCGUGAGCUCCUUCUUGCCCUCCUUGUUUUGGUCCAUGUUCUUCCUCACGAUUUUCAUCAUCCUCGGUGGUUUGCUGGUUGGUACCUCGCUCAUCGACUUCAUCCACGACGAAAGUCAAGAUUUGGAGGUUCGCCGAUGGGUUUGGCAAAGAUAUGGAACUUCGUAUCGGGCCACCUACACCAUGUUCCAGGUGACCUUUGCAGGAUGUUGGCCAAGCUAUGUGAACCCCCUCUUUGACAACGUCAGCAUGUGGUAUGCGUUGUUCUUUUGCAUCUACGUGACAUUCGUUGUGUUCGCCGUCAUGCGCGUGAUCACCGCAAUUUUUUUGAAGGAAACUUUGGAUGCAGCAGGAGAGGACCACGAGGUGGUCAUGUCAGAGAAGGAGGCCACAAAGAAAAAAUAUUUGCGGAAGCUGGAACGGAUCUUUCAUGAGAUGGAUGUGUCGGGAGACGGCCUGGUCUCAGAGGAAGAGUUCAAAAGCAUGAUGGAGGACGAAAACGUCAAGAAGUAUCUGGUCUUUUUGGAGGUUGACCUCAACGAGAGUCAUUCGUUGUUCCACAUGAUGGCAGAUGAAGACGGUCAAGUUUCUUAUACCAGAUUUAUGGAUGGUAUGAAUCGCGCCAAGGGCCUGGCGAAAGCGGCAGACAUUCUGUGCAUCCGACACGAUUUGGAGAAGCUUCGAAAAGACAUUAAGUUGGUCAAGGCGUUGUCAGGCCAUGGCCUCUCAGAGGAGGAGAUCAACGCAUAUCAAGCUGCAUGUCGCCACCUCAGCAUGAGUCCAUGGAAGUCCAAUAGUGGCCGGAGGUGACUUCGUUAAAAGGGGCGACCUCAGCCACUGCCUGCGUUCGGAACGAAGCGAAUAUCACAGGUAGGAGAGCCGCGCAAAGACUGGCUAAAGCGACAAGACUGUCCAAAGUGAGGGUCCUGUGCCUUUCCAUCGCGACGAAGCGGCCGCGAAGCGGCCAGCGACAACACACAAAAUGUGGGGAGAUGCAA
This is a messenger RNA of Durusdinium trenchii, 1892 nucleotides long. Lineage: Eukaryota; Dinophyceae; Suessiales; Symbiodiniaceae. The record is from the annotation of a GenBank genome assembly.